Messenger RNA from Sitophilus oryzae (rice weevil), 3081 nucleotides. RefSeq names its product glutamate receptor ionotropic, kainate 2-like. The transcript is spliced from 15 exons. Gene Ontology annotation, cellular component: postsynaptic membrane; plasma membrane. The record is from RefSeq and is a predicted model, not a curated record. Gene Ontology annotation, molecular function: glutamate-gated receptor activity; transmitter-gated monoatomic ion channel activity involved in regulation of postsynaptic membrane potential. Bases 293 to 3007 code for a protein of 904 amino acids. Gene Ontology annotation, biological process: monoatomic ion transport; synaptic transmission, glutamatergic; modulation of chemical synaptic transmission. Lineage: Eukaryota; Metazoa; Arthropoda; Insecta; Coleoptera; Curculionidae.
UCAUAAAAACAACGUUAAUAGGUCUAUUUUUGUCUAUCCUUAAGUUUAUAUCGCUGGCAAAUGACCAAAAACUUUAUGCGAAACAAAUAUCGUCUUGUUUGAGGCAUUUCUUUAUUCCAAAAUGGUCCAGCAUGGACUGUUAUAUUUCUGGACCUAGAACGUUCAACAGAUGCCGUUGACACAGUUUACCCACAAAAAGCAUUCUGUCAGGCAUUAUUUUCAAACAUACGGGUGCGUCUAGUAAACGUAUUAUGAAAAAACACAAAGUUUGUGAGGAGUAUAUUAAAACAAAAUGAAGAUAGUUUUUCAAAAUGUAAUAUUGUUGCUCAGCUUUGUUGCUUACAAUUACUUCUGUCUGGCUAAUGAGAUCAUUAAAAUUGGUGCAUUUUUCAACGAGGACCAAUCGUCACAUCCAAUAAAUUGGGGUGUUAUUAGAGAUAAUAUUCAUGAAAAGGUAGGAUUUAUGGAUCCAGAAACAAAGAUUGUGCCUAAUGGAGAUGCUUUCGAAUCUGGAAAAAUAUUUUGUGAGUCUAUUGCCCAGGAUUCGAGAUAUUUGGCAGUUUUUGGUCCUAAAACCGCCGAAGAUUCAAAAAUAAUCGAAUCAAUUUGUUUUCACUUGGGAAUUCCAUAUUAUUUGACACACUGGAUUCCAUUUAAUCCCAUUCCGUAUCCAACGACGUUGAACUUAUAUCCAGAUGCAUAUUUAUUUUCCCAAGGUCUGGCCACUAUAGUAAAAAGUUUGGAUUGGAAAAAAUUCGUUAUAAUAUAUGAAAAUUCCCAAAACUUAAUUAAUAUACAGGAUAUUUUGAAAAUACAACAGUACAAAGAGGGAUACGAGAAAAAUGAUAUUUUAAUAAAACAGUUUAUUCCCGGAGACGAUCAAAGAUCUCUAUUGAAAGAAGUUAAGAAAUCGGGUAUUAGAAGAAUCAUUUUGGAUUGUAGUUCUGAAAAAAUUCUGGAUAUACUUAGACAAGCUCAAGAAGUUCAAUUAAUACCCGAUAUUUCAACAAGUUUUUUUCUAAUUUCUUUAGACGCCCAUACUAUAGAUUAUGGAAAUUACCUAAAAUGCUCAAAUAUGACAUCAAUUCGAUUAUUUGAUCCGUAUAAUUCAAGGUUUCAACAAGUAGUGAGUGAAUAUUAUCCUACAACACCUCCUGAGAAGAUUUUAGUGCAAACAGCAUUACAACACGACGCUAUGUUACUCCUGGCUGAAGCCAUGAAAUCUUUAUCAGCAGAUGGUAUUCCUAUAGAUUUACUAAAUGAACCUAAAUUGUGUAACACUACAGAACCGUACGAGGACGACUUAAUAUUAAUUGACAGAUUAAGAAAGACGACGGUACCACACGGCAUCACAGGAGAUAUUAACUUUCAGUAUGGAAAAAGAGAAAAAUUUGUUUUGGAAGUUAUCGAACUGGACAGGCCCGAGCAACCUAUAGCUGUUUGGAACUCUGAACAACCGGAAUCCAUCCACCUCACCAGAAAUGCCACUCAGAGAGAGGCAGAACUCCAGAGGCGUUUAAUGAAUCACAAUUUCAUAGUUAGCUCAAAAAUUGGUAAGCCAUACCUAAUGUACAGUGACCAACCGGAUGCAACAGGAAAUAGUCGGUACAAGGGAUAUUCUAUGGACUUGAUAACUGAAAUAGCAAAAUUGAUGAACAUUACAUUUGAGUUCGUCCUAACACGUGAUAACUUGCACUCAAAUAUAGUAGAUGAUUUGAUAAACAGGAGAGCUGACUUAGGUAUUUGUGACUUUACAAUCACGCACCAAAGGCGCGAGCUUAUAGACUUUAGUAUGCCUUUCAUGUCUCUAGGAAUCAGCAUUUUGCAUAAAGAGUCUGACGUGGAACAACUUAAUAACAUGUACGCUUUUAUGGAUCCAUUUUCUUUAAAAGUCUGGAUAUACAUUGUCACACUUUUUCUAAUUCUGUCUUUGAUCAUAGUAGUAACUGCAAGACUAGAUCCAGACGAUUGGGAGAAUCCCCAUCCAUGCAAUCAGCAGCCAGAAGAACUGGAAAAUAUCUGGAAUAUUAAAAAUUGUCUCUGGUUGACUUUGGGUUCCAUUAUGACCCAAGGAUGUGAUAUUUUACCCAAAGGUAUUUCUUCAAGAAUUCUAACAGCCAUGUGGUGGUUCUUUUCCUUGAUAAUGACCAGCAGUUACACCGCUAACAUGGCUGCUUUUCUCACAGUACAAAAAAGCGCCAAUACCAUUAAUAACGUUGAAGAUUUAGCCAAUCAAAAUAAAGUUAAAUAUGGUAUAAUGAAAGGAGGCUCAACAGAAGAAUUCUUCAAAUACUCUAAUGAUUCCUUAUAUCAGAAAAUGUGGGCUGUGAUGAAAAAUGAGAAUCCCAGUGUUUUCGAAGAUAGUAACGAUAAGGGAGUGGAACGCGUGUUGUCUACUAAAAAUGCGCUCUACGCCUUUUUUAUGGAAUCCACACAAAUCGAAUAUGAGCUUGAAAGGAAAUGCGAACUUAGAAAGGUUGGCUCUUGGCUGGAUUCAAAAAGUUAUGGAAUAGGAAUGCCUUUUGGUGCUGACUACAGGCACGCAAUUAAUUCUGCUGUUUUAAAAUUGCAAGAAAACGGCAAAUUGAAUGAAUUAAAAGAAAAAUGGUGGAAGAAGGACAUAGAGGGAACACCCUGUUCAAAUGUCUAUGAUGAACCAGUUAUUCAAGAUGAACUGACAUUAGCUCACGUUGGGGGUGUAUUUGUGGUUCUAGGAUGUGGCAUUUGUCUAGCCUUUCUUUUGGCAAUAGUAGAAUUUUUUUGGAAUAUAUACAACAUAUCUGUUGAAGAACAUAUGGGUUACAUGGAAGCUUUAGAAUGUGAAAUUAGGUUUGCUUGUAACAUAUUUAUAACACAAAAACAUGUAAAACCCUCGUUAUCCGAUACAUUUUCGUCAAAAUCUGAUAAUAAAAGUAUGGCUAGAACGGUUAUAGCAGGAGCUGGAUCAUUCCUCAAUGUAAAUGCCACUGUUCUAAACAGAAUAGGAAAUAUGAGAUACAAUGAAUAACUGCCAUUAAUGCAGCUUUAUUUUUAUUUAUUAUCAACCAUAUAUCUUAAUAAUAAUAAAUAACAUACUUCUUA